AUGAGGGCAAAAACAAUAUGGCUUAGUCUUGCGGCCUUCGCGGCACUGACAGCUGCUCACGAGCAUGAUGAUCAUGUUACUUCCCAAGAGCCAUUCAUCGGCUGGACUCAGGAAGACCUAGAUGCUAAAUGGGGUACUGAUUGGGGCUUCUCCGGUAUAUCAACAUUCGCCCAUCUCCCUCACGUCCGUUGCCUCCAGCACCCGGAGGAAGAAUACGACAUUGCCAUCCUCGGAGCACCCUUCGAUACUGCCGUGACAUACAGGCCGGGAGCUCGCUUCGGCCCACGGGCCAUUCGGGCAGCAUCAGCACGACAAACGAGUUUCCGAGGCUACAACCCUCGAGCGAGCAUCAACCCGUACCUAGAAUGGGCCAAGGUCAUCGACUGCGGCGACAUUCCAAUCACCCCUUUCGAUAACGCCCUAGCUCUCCGUCAAAUGAGCGAGGCCUACACGAAUCUCGCUCACAGCACCGCCCCAGCGUCAAACAGAGAUUCGUCAAUCGCUUACCGCCGCACGCCCAAGCUGCUGUCUUUGGGCGGGGACCAUUCGAUUGCCCUUCCAACCCUUCGCGCUCUCAACAGCAUAUACGGCAAUGUCGCUGUGGUGCACUUCGACGCCCACCUCGAUACCUGGCAUCCAGCGAAAUAUCCUUCCGCUUGGAUUGAUCCAGAAGACCCCGCCCAGCAAUCCUUCUUCACGCAUGGCACUAUGUUCUGGCUGGCCCACAACGAGUCUCUGAUCAUGAAGUCCAAAUCAGUACAUGCUGGCUUGCGCACACGUCUCAGCGGCAUAGGAGACAACGAAGACGACGACACUCAAGGUUGGAUCCGGUACUCCGCGGACGACAUGGAUGACAUUGGCUUCGCCGGCAUGGCUCGUCAGAUCGUCGAGCAUGUCGGCACCGAAACACCAGUGUAUCUAAGCAUUGACAUCGACGUGAUUGACCCAGGCAUGGCACCCGGGACGGGGACACCGGAGCCUGGCGGCUGGACGACGAGAGAGCUAAUCCGAGUGCUGAGAGGCAUCGAGACUUUGAAUGUUGUGGGUGCAGAUAUCGUCGAAGUCUCACCGAGCUACGACGGAACAGGUGAAGUCACAGCGUUGGCAGCAGCUCAGGUUGGCUUUGAGGUCCUCAGCAGCAUGGUCAAAAGAGGAGUGGGGGACAGCGGGAAGGGGAAAGAGAAGAGCGGCGGUUCGAAAGAUGAGCUGUAA
Molecule: messenger RNA, 1212 nt
Organism: Saxophila tyrrhenica
Lineage: Eukaryota; Fungi; Ascomycota; Dothideomycetes; Mycosphaerellales; Extremaceae
Exons: 2
Coding region: 1-1212 (403 amino acids)
Molecular function (GO): metal ion binding; agmatinase activity
Source: RefSeq, a predicted model, not a curated record